Messenger RNA from Aspergillus pseudoviridinutans, 3996 nucleotides. RefSeq names its product HECT domain protein. The transcript is spliced from 3 exons. The record is from RefSeq and is a predicted model, not a curated record. NCBI's taxonomy places the organism in Eukaryota, Fungi, Ascomycota, Eurotiomycetes, Eurotiales, Aspergillaceae. Gene Ontology annotation, molecular function: ubiquitin-protein transferase activity. Bases 1 to 3996 code for a protein of 1331 amino acids.
AUGACUAGGCUCCGCGGAGCUUCAGUGAGCUCGUACGAUGCUGGCGUCGACCGGUCUCAGUUCCAUCGGUCAAAGCUUCCCUCAAACGCUCCAGAUAUCAUUGUUCAGAACACCGUCGAUGUGUCCGAUCCGGCGCAAGUUCUAUUAUGGUAUAGAGAGGAGCGACGGCGCCAGUUCAACCUUCUAGUCCGAAAGUACAAAAAUCAGCUUCUUCAUGGAUGUCAAGAUCCCGCCUGCCGCACUCCAACCUGCGCGAGUUACAGGCGAAGGGUAUCUGAAGGGCCGUAUCGCCGUUACACUGAGCUAAGUGCCCGGACCCUGGCCUGCUACUUGGCUAGCUUGGACAAUCCGGAGAGUGGUCUCUGCCGUAACACCCAGCGCGUCCCGUCGGAGUUGUCGUCUCACGAUCAUCCGCGUCCAUCGAGACGGUCAAGCCGCGGAGCAUUGACCGACCGUACAGAGACACGAAGUCCGUCAUCGGCAUCGAGUCGCAGGACAGCUGGCGAUCUGUCGGCAAAUAGAGCCUCGCUCGGUCAAGAUACGGCGUCUGCGAAGCCCUCUGACAACACCAAAAUAGAGCCAGGAUCGUAUAUGGAACCGCGACAGCAAAAUGAGCCCGCACCAGUUGACGACGAAUCCGCGACGCAACGGAUGAAAGACCCGAAAUCCUUUACACAGAACCUAUUUGAUACCCUCUCGCUACGAAUGGUCGAAUGGCUCCCUCUACGGCGGUCACCAGACGUGCUGGAUUCAGAUGCAGAUCGUUUGGGUAAGCAACACGUUCGGUCACCCAAACGCGGGGGUUGCGAACACUCCAAUACUACAACGGGAUCUACGUGCGCAAGGCGACGUGCAAACUUGCAAAAUAAGUCGCCGGGGGUUGCUCCUCAUACUCCAUCGUCUCGGGAGGCAGGUAGACGAGUCCCCCGAUUUGAAUCGAAACCCGAGCACCAAGUGAGACGAAUAUCCUUGAUUGAAACAGACCAGAAUCAUCAAAGCCCGCGCACCGUCAAAGAGGCAAAGGCGCGGCCAGAAUUAAGGCCGAGCCGCAAGCUCUCUUACAAUUCGCACCUUGAGACUGACGGAUCGGUCAACAUACCGUCGCCGCCGGCAUUGAAGCAUCGCCCGCAAAAGCAUCGCGGCAGAAAUGAACAUCUUGAUGAGUCUUUUACACAGACACAGCGGAAGAAGGAGAGGCGGGUGUCGUGGGAUAGUGCGAAAUUCUUAAAUGACAUCCAAAACCAGGAUGCCGAAAAGCCGCUGGCAACUAGAGACGAUCACUUGGCAUUGGAAACACAAUCGUCGAACGAUGACCAAUCAAAAUCCAAAAGUUCUGAUCAAAAGUUGGAACGACCGCUGGCAGUUCAAACGCUAAGUCACUUAAAUGGCGCAAUCAUUGACGGGCUGGCGCGAAUGAUGGUCCAAUGUGAUGAAGCGCAGAGAUGGAGGGACGAGCUGCAUUACAUGGAAUCUACAGGGAACUUUGAGAAUCCAGAAUGGCAGUUUGCAACAACCCGCCAGCGUCGAGUGUAUAUAUUCCUUGCUCAGAGCGUAUUCUACGCACUGGGUUCAACCAAGCAGAUUCUUCGUUCAUUUCGAGAAGAGGCGGCUGGCCCGGAGCAGGAUUACUCGAAUUCGAAGCUUGAUUUGCAGCAGCUACAACCAUCACUGAGCAAGCUCUUCACUUUCUGUCCCUGGGAUAUUGCUCUCCAUAGCCUGUGGCGCGCCGUGGAGACGCUGUUUAUGCCACCGAAAGAGCUCUCAAUGCCUGGCCGUCUAUCACGCCGUUCCUCCUUCAACGGACCGUCAUCUGGUCCAAUAAUCGGUCGGCGAACAUCUGAUUUCGAAGGCCAAGAACAUUUGGCUGAUGCUAACGCGGCAGAUAUUGCAACCGUUGCCUUCUUUGCCCUCACUAGCAGCCUUCCGCAAGUUGAUGCGCACACAUGGCGUUCGCUGCUUCAAAUACGCGCCCUAGGGACUGUAGCUUCGAGUGCAGACAUGGAAAAACUCUCUCCAGCAAAGGCGCGGUCCGUUAUCGAGCUUACUGACAAGCUUGAGCACGAGCUGGCUUUGCGAUUAGUUAACCGCCUGGUGCGUGCUCUUACCGCGCGCUUGGCAUUUUAUGAGAUAUCGAAAGCGCGUCAUCCUUGCCUCCAGGAUUCCUCCAAGAAGAGACAAGAAAGCGCCCUGGAUCUUCUGAUGAACAACCUGGGCGACCAUUACAGUCUUGUAAGAGCUGGAACAGACGAGUCAGAUCACGCUGAACUCCCACCAUCUGCUGCCGCUAUUAUCGCUGAAUGGCUUCGGACUCUUUUCCUGAAAGAAUGGGAUGGUAAUCCUGAGAUAUCACGGAGCAGCUCCGCUGGAGGCGUCGUGGAGAUUCUAUCACGAAUGUACAAGCAGCGAAACCGCUUGGGGUUGGUCCCGGAAGAUUUCCACACCCCGUUCCUCUGCGAGCGGUUGGAGCCUCUGGAUAUGCCUGUGGAAUGGCUCGGAAGGUUGACCAAUAACAAAACGUUGCAUCUGCUUUCUUAUUCGUUCCUUUUUCCUCCUUCAGCACUCGUCAUUUAUUUCCGCGCCCUGAACUACGCUGCCAUGUCCAAGUACUACGAAGCUGCCAUGACGACCUCAAGACAUGUGAACCAGACCGCAUUUGGACCGAUUCCCAUACAAGAUGAUGUUAUGCUGUUGUCACAAAUGAAGACAUCGAUGUCUACGUAUCUGGUUCUCAUGGUCCGCCGUGAUAACGUGCUCACCGAUGCUCUUAACCAGCUCUGGCGGCGGGAGAGAAGAGAGCUGAUGCGUCCACUGAAAGUGCAGAUGGGUAUGGACGAAGGUGAGGAAGGCCUCGAUCAUGGCGGUGUUCAGCAAGAGUUUUUCCGAGUCCUCAUGGCAGAAGCUCUGGAUCCAUCGUAUGGUAUGUUCACAAUGGACGCGCGAACCCGUAUUUCGUGGUUCCAGCCUUGUUCGUUGGAACCUCUCUACAAAUUUGAGCUCCUGGGCUUGCUCAUGUCGCUUGCAAUCUAUAACGGUUUGACAUUACCGAUUAACUUUCCGGUCGCCUUCUACCGCAAGCUGCUCGGACUCAAAGUAAAACACUUGGAGCAUAUCCGAGAUGGCUGGCCGGAGCUUGCGAAAGGACUCGAGUUAUUAUUAUCAUGGCAGGAGGGCGAUGUAGGAGAUGUGUUCAUGCGAACAUAUGAAUUCACUUUCGAAGCCUUUGGCGCCGUCGAAACGGUUGACAUGGAGAAGGUUGACAGAGACGCUGUAUGGCCCUCGCGGGCAAGGGGUCGCGGCAAGGCGUUGGAUCUCACAACGAACUGGUCGGAGCUGUCACAGCAUGCUGAUCCCGCAGAUCUGAGUCCUCCCUGCUCUAUGGCUGCGGACCAUGCGGAAUUCCUCGCAUGCGGGUCGUCGCAUCGGAGCACGUCAGAGCGUCUUGACCACAGCGUCCCGACGCCUCCAGUUGAGGAAGCUUCCCUUGUUACGAAUGAGAAUCGUGCUCAGUUCGUCAAGGACUACAUAUUCUGGCUUACUGACAAAUCGAUCAGACCCCAGUUUGAGGCGUUUGCGCGAGGAUUCUAUACCUGUCUAGACCGAGCGGCGCUGUCCAUCUUUACGCCGGAGGCUUUCAAGACGGUCGUGGAAGGAAUUCAGGAGAUUGACCUGGGAGAACUGGAACGCCAUGCCCGAUAUGAAGGUGGCUUCGGGCCCCAUCACCGAGUCAUCCGAGAUUUCUGGAGCAUUGUGAAGGGCUUCUCUGCAGAGAAGAAGGCGCAGCUUUUGGAGUUUGUCACGGCCAGUGAUCGUGUUCCUGUGAACGGUAUUGCGAGCAUCAUGUUUGUUAUCCAGAGAAACGGUGUGGGUGAUGCUCGCCUUCCGACCAGUUUGACCUGUUUUGGUCGACUACUUUUGCCGGAAUACUCAUCGAAGAGUGUCUUGGAGGAGAAGCUUAAUAAAGCUCUUGAAAAUGCUCGGGGAUUUGGAGUUGCUUGA